UUAAACAGUAGUGUGAGCUGAGCGGAAAAAAAAUCAAAGAAAACGAGAGCGGCAACAGCAAGAGCAGAGUAGUAGAAGAGAACAGAAAAGGGGUUUUACUUUCGCUUCAAAUUCGGCUGUUCGGCGGAGAUUUUUACUUGAAUUCAUGCAUCUUCCGUCGAUUCUAUACAAAUCGAAGAUCGAUAAUCGAUUCGAGUUGCAAAGAAUCGUGGUGGCCGAAAUCUCGUCUUGAAUCGAGCAUUUUCUUCUCUCAUUCCAUGCAUAUUCCAUUCCGAUUCCUCUUCUAUCCUUUACUGAGAAUCUCCUUUUCGUUUCCGGAGCCCUAGAAAAAAAAUCCCCGCGAAUAUACCUGAAAAGACUAAGAUCUGUCGUAGGGAUGGAUGAGGCUGGGACGAAUAAAGAGCUAUCGAUCUUGAGAAAUCUUGGCAUCGAGCUUGGAUUAUCGAAAAUGCGAGCGUAGGACGCAUUUUUCAGUCCUGGUAAUAGAUUUGGAAGGUAUCGGAGAAUCGCCGAGUCGAAUCGUCCGGUUCGUCCGUGUCAGAGAAAAGCUUCAAAUAUCGAGAAAACUCUGGUGUGAAAACCUCCUCUCCUUUGCUUUUCCUUUUCUCGCUUUAUUUUUUUCCAUCCGUAUCGCUUUGGAGAUCGGGAAAUAGCAGCUGCGGAUGCUUUUCGGCUUUGUUUUGGGGUUAAAGGAGGAAAAGAGACACCGAUUCUGCUCUUUCGGGCCUGUGAUCCUGCAUCUCCAGUAGAAAAAAAGCAAGGAUAAAAAAACUUCAAAUCUUCAAAUUUCGUGAUAAAAAUCUCAUUCAUCUUUUGUUUCUCAGCUCAAGAGUAGGAGAGAACGAGUUGGAAUUUCGGAACUCUUUUUUCCCCAAAGGAAUUAAAAUUGAAGAGUUGUUUGAUAGGAAUAUCAGUGAAUAUUGCAAUCUUCAAUGCUGCCUUUAAUUUCUGAUAGAGAAAAUCGCAGUCCCCGUGUUUCUAUCCUCUUGUCUGAAGCCUGCGGUUUCGUUUCCUGGGUUGAGAGAGCUUUUAUAUCGAUUUCAAUGGAGGCAAGUCAUGAAUUCGAGCUGUUGCAAGUUGAAAUUUGAAUCUUUGAAGAGCAGAGGUGAAAGUUGGUGGUUUUUUAUUCUGAUAUUUGAGCUUCUUCAAUAGGGACGGAAUGAUGGCUGUAACUCCGUGUAAGGAACUGAAAGCGGGAAUGGACCCUGGGAAAUAUGUCCGAUAUACCCCUGAACAGGUCGAGGCCCUUGAGAGGCUCUAUCACGAAUGCCCGAAACCGAGCUCGAUCCGCCGACAGCAGCUGAUCAGAGAGUGCCCUAUUCUCUCCAAUAUAGAGCCAAAGCAGAUAAAAGUCUGGUUUCAGAACCGAAGAUGCAGAGAGAAGCAGCGAAAAGAGGCAUCACGCCUCCAGGCUGUAAAUAGGAAGCUGACUGCAAUGAACAAGCUUUUAAUGGAGGAGAAUGAUCGGUUGCAAAAGCAGGUGUCACAGCUGGUAUACGAGAAUGGCUAUUUUCGCCAACAGACUCAGAAUACUACGCUGGCUACUACUGACACCAGCUGCGAGUCGGUGGUGACGAGCACUCAGCACCAUUUGACGCCGCAGCAUCCGCCAAGGGAUGCUAGUCCUGCAGGACUUUUGUCCAUUGCGGAGGAAACUUUAACAGAGUUUCUAUCAAAGGCGACUGGAACUGCUGUGGAGUGGGUCCAAAUGCCUGGGAUGAAGCCUGGUCCGGAUUCCAUUGGAAUCGUUGCUAUUUCACAUGGUUGCACUGGAGUGGCAGCACGUGCUUGUGGCCUAGUAGGUCUGGAGCCUACAAGGGUUGCAGAAAUCCUCAAAGAUCGCCCAUCAUGGUUUCGAGAUUGCCGAUCUGUGGAUGUUAUAAACGUGCUGCCCACCAGCAAUGGUGGAACCAUUGAGCUGCUCUAUAUGCAGCUCUAUGCCCCGACAACGUUGGCACCAGCGCGCGACUUCUGGUUGCUGCGCUACACUUCGGUUUUGGAAGAUGGCAGCCUUGUGGUCUGUGAGAGAUCUCUUAGCAGCACUCAGGGUGGUCCAAGCAUGCAACCUGUGCAUCCUUUUGUGAGAGCAGAAAUGCUGCCGAGUGGGUACCUCAUAAGGCCUUGUGAAGGAGGCGGGUCAAUGAUACACAUUGUCGAUCAUAUGGAUUUGGAGCCAUGGAGUGUACCUGAAGUGUUACGCCCACUUUAUGAAUCAUCUACGGUGCUUGCUCAGAAGAUGACAAUGGCGGCUUUACGCCAGCUUAGGCAAAUCUCACAAGAGGUUUCUCCUUCCACUGUCACCAGCUGGGGCAGGCGACCUGCAGCUCUGAGAGCACUUAGUCAGAGGCUGAGCAGGGGCUUCAAUGAAGCACAUAAUGGGUUUACUGAUGAGGGAUGGUCGAUGAUGGGAACCGAUGGAAUGGAUGAUGUCACCAUCCUUGUGAACUCCUCUUCUCCUGCCAAGAUGAUGGGUGUAAAUGUUGGCUUCGCAAAUGGAUUUCCAGCCAUGAGUAAUGCUGUCCUGUGCGCCAAGGCAUCAAUGCUUUUGCAGAAUGUACCCCCUGCUGUGCUCCUCCGAUUUUUGCGGGAGCACCGAUCUGAAUGGGCUGAUAACAACAUUGAUGUUUACUCGGCUGCGGCUGUUAAAGCUGGCCCCUGUGGUUUAGUCGGGUCUCGAGUUGGUGGUUUUGGAGGCCAGGUUAUCCUUCCACUGGCUCACACGAUUGAGCAUGAAGAGGUACUGGAGGUCAUUAAGUUGGAAAAUGUUGUACAUAGCCAGGAGGAAGCCAUAAUGCCUCGAGACAUUUUUCUCCUGCAACUGUGCAGCGGGAUGGAUGAGAAUGCUGUUGGCACCUGUGCCGAACUUGUCUUUGCACCCAUAGAUGCAUCUUUUGCUGAUGAUGCGCCACUGCUACCUUCUGGUUUCCGCAUCAUCCCUCUUGACUCUGGUGUGGAUUCCUCCAGUCCAAAUCGCACAUUGGAUCUCGCUUCUGCUCUGGAGGUUGGACCUGCUGGAAAUAGAGUAUCUGGUGAUUAUUCUGGCAAUUCUGGCGGCAUGAGAUCUGUGAUGACAAUAGCAUUUCAAUUUGCAUUUGAGAACCAUCUGCAAGAAAAUGUGGCAGCCAUGGCUCGGCAAUAUGUUCGUAGCAUCAUAUCAUCUGUUCAAAGGGUUGCACUGGCACUAUCACCCUCUCGCCUGGGCUCUCAUGGCAGUCUCCGUCCACCACCGGGAACACCUGAAGCACUCACACUUGCUCGUUGGAUCUGUCGGAGCUACAGGUGCCAUCUGGGAGUGGAACUACUCAAGCCUGGUAGAGAUGGGAGUGAAUCUGUUCUAAAAGAACUUUGGCAUCACUCAGAUGCAAUCAUGUGCUGCUCUUUGAAGGCAUUGCCCGUUUUCAUAUUUGCAAAUCAGGCGGGUCUUGACAUGCUUGAGACGACCUUGGUUGCCCUGCAAGACAUAACCCUCGAUAAGAUAUUUGACGACCAUGGACGAAAAGCUCUCUACACUGAGUUCCCGCAGAUAAUGCAGCAGGGUUUCACAUGUCUUCAAGGAGGAAUCUGUGUAUCAAGCAUGGGAAGGCCUAUCUCAUAUGAGAGAGCUGUGGCUUGGAAAGUGUUGAACGAGGAAGACAAUGCCCACUGCAUUGCUUUCAUGUUCGUCAACUGGUCUUUUGUCUGAGACGCACCUACCCUGAAACAGAGACAAGUAAAACAAAAUUUCUAAAACCUUUCACUUUCUCUUAUGCUUUUGAAAAUGGGAACCCCUUGAAAUGCCUUCUUCUACUUUUGAUGCCUGCACUGGAUUUCUUUGGGUUGAAAUACAAGGUUGCUUUCAUUCUGAAA
Messenger RNA from Magnolia sinica, 3846 nucleotides. Its product is annotated as homeobox-leucine zipper protein ATHB-15-like. The record is from RefSeq and is a predicted model, not a curated record. Bases 1160 to 3682 code for a protein of 840 amino acids. NCBI's taxonomy places the organism in Eukaryota, Viridiplantae, Streptophyta, Magnoliopsida, Magnoliales, Magnoliaceae. The transcript is spliced from 18 exons. Gene Ontology annotation, molecular function: lipid binding; DNA binding; DNA-binding transcription factor activity.